CUAGAACACCCCACCCAGCCCAGGAAUGCUCCCAUUGAAAAGCGUCAGGGAGUUCAAUGUAGUAGGUGAUUAAAAUCCAAGCGUCAGUUCGCUUUACACUACUGUAGACCGGACGGAGGUAAUGCUCCUCGGCUUCUACGCUGCUACAAUCGCAUUCUGUUUGUCUCAGGAGGAGUGGAUGUGGAGAUGGUGAGCAUACGAAGACGCAAACUUAUAGGACGUCCGACUGGGUUUGUAGGAAGAGGUUCAUCUUCAGCUAUGCAUCCUAGUAUUCCUGAUGCCCAAGUUCCUAAAUAUCCUGAGCGCGGUGGCAAACUUGCUAACAUGCGUCACAUACCCUUAGUUACUCUCAACCAACCUGUUGAGGUGAAGGAAGGAAAGGACACUUUAACAAAUCCACCAGCAAAGAAACAGAAAGUACAUGUCCAAAUUGAUCCAGAGAACCCCAUGGAAGUGCAUGCGUACCUAAUGCAGCUGAAGGAAGAUAACAAAUUGGAACCUGGACCAAUGCAAAGGAGUGAAAAAAUGUCAGUGAAGGAGUUGAUGGAGAAGUGUUAUCCCCACAUUUUUAGAGUGUUUCCUCAAGAUCCGAAGGUGAUUCUUGAAUUUCCUAACAAAUCAGAGCAAAAUGAAUUCUUAUAUUGUCAGUAUUGGCUUUUCCUCUUUGAGGUGAGGGACAUAGUUUCAAUAGACAAAAGCGUCGCACCCGAACAUGUGGAGUCAUUAGUAAAGGUGAUAAAAAAUUUGGAGAAGCAAGGUUUUGACUGUAGAUUCUUAAGGUCAGAAUUGGUAGUGGUAGGGUACAAGAUGAAAAAACAGUUAGAAAUUACGUUGGCAGAGAAAAGUGUGAUCUCAACAAGGACAACAAGUCUGGAGAGAGAAUUGCAAGCUGCAGCAAGAAGGAAGGACAGGGAAGCAGAAUUGGAUAAGAGAGGAAAUCAGAUAGAAGGAAUGACCCCAGAGAUUGAAACAUCGUCGAAGCCAGAACUGGAUCAAGAUAACAGGCUGGGAGAGUUGAAUAAGCUUCCUUCUACUGCUUUAGAGCAAGAGUUUGUUCAAGUAAUUCUAGAACGCCACAAGAAGAUGCUGGAAUGCAAGGAAGAAGAAGAGAGAAGACUUGAUCGAGUUCUGGAGAAAAUUAACCAACUUCUCCAAGACAAAGCUUUUCCAUAGUAGUGAAUCCUUCUAAUGGUGUAGCAUUUUGCAUGCCCUUUUUCCUUUGGGGGUAAUAGCUAACCAUUUGUAGAGUUGCUUGCUUUUCCUGAAAAUGGUUCAUGUCACAUGUGUAUCAGAUUUGGCGCCUUAAAUCUUUACUCCUGCCAACCAAUGAGUAAACGAAUUGUGUAUUUGAUAGUUGGCAAAAAGAAUUCUCAACAGGCAAUAGUUCUAGUGAGAUGGCAGAUAAUUAAAGCUAAA
Molecule: messenger RNA, 1416 nt
Organism: Populus trichocarpa (black cottonwood)
Lineage: Eukaryota; Viridiplantae; Streptophyta; Magnoliopsida; Malpighiales; Salicaceae
Exons: 4
Coding region: 187-1173 (328 amino acids)
Source: RefSeq, a predicted model, not a curated record